AUGGAGGAGCAGCAGGAGAUGAGGAAUGCCAUGCUGGAGCAGAUGGUGACUGAGACAGCCAACCAGAUGCAGGAGAAGCUGGGUGAGCUGGAGGAGACAGUGAGCAUCGUGCAGGAGGAGCAGGAGAUGGCGAAGGCAGCGUGCUCCAACUGCACCUUCGACGACAAAGUCCUUUUGGGGGAGCUCGUCCAGCGCUGUGAGAAACUCGAGGAAGAGGUGGAGUCCCUGCAGUCACGGCAGACAGCCCUGGGCAAGGUGGAGAACAUCAUAAAGCAAAGGAGCCAGGACCAGCAGCUCCUGCAGCACAUGGAGGACAAGGUCAGGAAGAUUCAAGGGGACUGUGAGGAGCUCAGCUUGGUCUCAGGGAACCUCCAGAAGGACUGUGAGGAAAAGCAGAAAGCUAUUGAGAUGCUGUUCCAGUCCUUGGAGAAGCUGAAGAAGGACAAAGCAGAGGAGCAGAACAUGUUGGCGGCAAAGGACAUGAAAGCGGACAAAGAUGCCUUGGGCAGCAAAGUCAGUUGCACCCAGUUUGAGGCGAGCAUGGAGCGGCUGGAUAAGAGGAUGCAGGAGAUGCAGGGCCAGGUGUUGGGACAGAAUGAGCAAUGGAACGAGGUGCAACAGCAGCUCAGCAACAUGAUGGAAAACAAGGUGAGCGGUGCCUCGUCCCUCUCAUGCAAAACGGGUACCUUUGGGUCUUGGCAGCCUGAAUCAGCAUCCCUCUGA
Manacus vitellinus (golden-collared manakin) is the source of this 723-nucleotide messenger RNA. Its product is annotated as glutamine-rich protein 2-like. The record is from RefSeq and is a predicted model, not a curated record. Lineage: Eukaryota; Metazoa; Chordata; Aves; Passeriformes; Pipridae. The transcript is spliced from 5 exons. The coding region runs from base 1 to 723 and encodes 240 amino acids.